GUUCUGAUAGGAGGAAACUAACUGAUAGAAAAACCAAAAUGCUGGUUCAGAUAUGAACUGAAUAGGGACAAUCUAGCACGAGGCAUUGAGGGUGUAUAUGAAAGAAGCCAGUCUGAAGAUUCUACUAUCUUAGUCAAGGAGGGGAGGGGGAAUAUGGAAUCCAGUAUGCUGCUUGAUUAUGCGGUUUUCCAGCUGUCACCAAAACGCUCUCGAUGUGAAUUGUUUGUUUCCAGUGAUGGUAAUACGGAGAAACUGGCAUCAGGAUUAUUAAAGCCGUUUGUGACCCAUUUAAAGGUUGCAGAAGAACAAGUUGCAUUGGCAGUUCAGUCUAUAAAGCUUGAAGUUAAAAGGUGUAAAAAUUAUGAAACAUGGUUCACAAAGGGAACUCUAGAAAGGUUUGUGAGGUUUGUUAGCACACCAGAAGUUUUGGAGCUUGUAAAUACCUUGGAUGCAGAAAUGUCUCAACUUGAAGCUGCCCGAAGAAUAUAUUCCCAGGGAGAAGGGUAUCAGUUUAGUAGCACAGGAAGUGGUGGAUCUGGAGUUACAGUAGCAGCUGAUGCAACAAAGAAGGAGUUAUUGCGAGCUAUUGAUGUGAGGCUUACUGCAGUACGGCAGGACUUAAGUACAGCUUCUUCUCGUGCAGCAGCUGCUGGUUUCAAUCUAGACACAGUAUCAGAACUUCAAAUGUUUGCAGAUCAGUUUGGUGCCCAUCGCUUGAAUGAAGCGUGCAACAAAUUUAUAUCCUUGAGUGAGAGGCGGCCAGACUUGAUCAAUCCGUGGAAAGGGGUGCCAAGAGAUGAUCAGGCUGUUCGGUGCUCUUAUGGAUCAGACAUGUCGAUUGACGAGGACCCUGCUAUAUCCGUCCAGCCAUCCACUCUGUCCCAUUCUACCAAUCAAGAAUCCUAUUUUAUCAAACAACAGCAACACCCACACCACCUUGACCAAUAUAUGCCCUUGAUAGGUCAGCAACUGACACCUCUCUUGCAACAUAGCAGAGAAUCGAACAUAAAAUCAGAAGAGAAGGGUAAGGAAAGGGAAGUCAUUGCUGAGAAAGAAAAGGAAGAGGACACUUCAUCCAAGAAAGCCGAAUCGACCGAGCAUAGUAGACAUAAAAGGCGGUUCAGCGUGCAGGACCGCAUCAGCUUGUUUGAGAACAAGCAGAAGGAGGAAAGUUCUGGGAGCGCUGGCAAGCCAGUGGUUGGAAAACCUGUAGAGCUUCAGAGGUUGUCAUCUGGUGUCUCAGUCCCUCCUGUCACUGAAAAGGCGGUGUUGAGAAGAUGGAGUGGUGCCAGUGAUAUGAGCAUUGAUUUGACUGGUGACAAGGACACUGAGAGCCCUCAAUGCACUCCUUCUGCCUCUGUUUCUCAGUCCAAGCCAAAGGAAAAGGCAUCAGGUUUGACUGAUACAGCAAGUUUUGGCAGGCCAAAUUUAUGUAGUGUUCCAUCUAUGGUUGGUAGCAGCAAAUUAAAUGAGCAGACAGAUGCUAAUUUGAGGGUUGCAUAUACAAAUGAAAAGGAAGAGGUGGCUGGUGCAAAGCAAUUAACUGGUUCUUGUAGGAAUAUUGAAGAUUAUUCCAAGUCUAUAUCAAAUUCUACUUCAGAUAUCUUUGAUAGUGAUGGAUGGAAAGAACAAGCUAGUGGAAAGGCUAGGUCAAUCACACUUAUUAGAAGGGAUGAGGAAAAGAGUCUGAAAAAUCAACUGGAACCUGGAGGACAGUUGCUCACAUCCCCUGGAAGUAAGAGCAAUCAAAUUGCUUCAACUCCCACUCCCAACUCAAACUUCAAGGGGUUCCAAGGGGGUGAUGAGUUUGUAGGGAGUAAAGGCCAAUUGGUUCAUCUGGCUGCUGGCCUGAAGAAACAAGGUGCUCAGCAAGAACGUGAAUAUGCGAAGGCCAAGAUUUGGAAUCCUGAGGAACCUGGAUCAAGUGAUCUUUCAGUUUCACAACGAGAUAAGGCCUCUCAAAGGACUACAGAGGACUCUGUGCAGUUGGAUAGUAGUUCAAGAGUAGAAGUUACAGAAUAUUUUCCUGCUAAAGGCAUUGAAAAUAAUUCUCCUUACCUGCAAUCAAGAUGGCGAUCACCUGGUGAAACUGAGGAAGUUGAAAAGGUUGAUUUGGCCCCGUCUGAGAAAGUAGCAAUUGCUUCUGCAUCAAAGGGAGAGGAUUUCAGACACCAACUAAUGAAGCUUAAAGAACAAGGUGCUGCUGAACAGAUCAGGAAGGCACAAGAUUGCAGACAUGAAAGCAAUUCUGGAACUAGCAAAGUGAUGUUGUCCGGCAAAAUGUUUAUGGAGGCUCAGGAGGGACCCAAGUCGUUUUUGACGCCCCCUAUAGGGCAAGUUCAGAGGGUAAGGCAGUCAAAAGGAAACCAGGAGUUGAAUGAUGAGUUGAAAAUGAAAGCUAAUGAGCUUGAAAGGCUUUUUGCUGACCACAAACUACGUGCCCCUGAAGACCAAUCUAAUUCUACCAGGAAGAGCAAGGCCAACGACAUGCAAGGAUGGCAAGUUGCAACUUCUUCCAACAAGAAGCCUGUUGUAGAUAAUUCUCUUGCUCAAUUAUCUGACAAUUACAUGUUGAGAGAACCUUCCACAAGUUCCAAUGAUAUAGAGAGAUCUGCUGUUACUCCACCGACUAAAGAGGCUAACAAUCAGACCUUUGGAGAUUUUUUAAAUAGGACUUCCUCUGAGCUAAGCUUUUCAGAUUGCUCCCGAGGAAAAUUCUAUGAGAGAUAUAUGCAGAAACGGGAUGCAAAACUUAGGGCAGAAUGGAAUUCUAAGAGGGUUGAGAAGGAAGCCAAACUGAAGGCAUUGGAGGAUAGCCUAGAGAGGAGUAGAGCUGAUAUGAAGGCCACAUUUGCAGGAUCCAUUGACAAGGGCAGUGCUGUUUCUGGUGCUCGUCAACGUGCUGAGAGACUUCAAUCAUUUAAUUCUAGGUCCAUUUUGAAGAGAGACCAGCAACAAUUAGUUUUUGAGCAAAGUGAUGAAGAAGAAGGUAUUUCUGAAUUUCCAAAGCAGAAAAAAUAUGGUGAAGACAGGUAUUUUGAUGAAACAUUUGUUGGGGAAGAUGGUUCUAAAAACACUCAGAACAAGAAACAAUUACCUGUCAAAAGUUUUUCUUCGUCCACACCUCGCACUUCACUAGUACCUGUUCCAAGGUCUGGCAAGAAAGUUUCUAGUAGUUCUUCAGGUAGACGAAGGUUUCCAUCUGACAAUCCUCUUGCUCAGUCUGUCCCAAACUUCUCUGACAUCAGAAAGGAAAACACCAAGUCUUCUUCUGCAGUUGGUAAAACAACUCGUUCACAGUCUAGAAACUAUACCCGUGAUAAAAGCUCCAGAGAAGGGGUAUCUCUUGUCAAGGAGGACAAAUCAUGGAGAUCACAAUCCUUGAGGCAAAGCUCUGCCAAUGUGGGAGAAUUUAGGGAAGCAUCUCCGUUGAAUUCAGAUGGUGUUGUGGCACCACUCAGGUUUCAGAUGGAGCAAAGUCUCAAUGAUAAAUUUCUAAAAAAAUCAGACUCGCAGACUUUCUUAAUAAAGGGUAAAGACCCUGUCUUCAGCACUAGAGCUGGUCUGACUAAGAAAGGGUCGCCUGUCAUAUCUAAGGUUCAGGACAAUGAUAACGAAUAUGAUGACAUGGUCCUUGAGCCUAAAGAUACAGCAGAUAGGCUCCAGGAUAAGGAAGAGGAAGAAUUUGAGAACAUGACAGCUGAACUUCGGUCAUACUUUGAUAAUGGGGAGCCAAGACUGAGCCAUGAUUCAGAGAAGAUGGUGACCUCUGGAUCAGAAAGUGGUGAUGUUUUGAGGUCAUUUUCUCAGGUGGACUCUGCUCUGGAAGCUGUAUUGCCUUCUGACUUUCUUUCUGGUGGAGCCGUACAAGAUUCUGGGGGAGAAAGUCACGUCUCAUGGAAUUUACAUGCUCAUCACCCUUUUUCUUAUGCUCAAGAGAUAUCUGAUGUUGAUGCAUCUGUGGACUCGCCUGUGGGAAGUCCUGUGUCCUGGAAUUCACAGUCUCUAAGUCAGACGGAGAGUGAUGCAUCUAGAAAUAGGAAGAAAUGGGGAAUGGCUCAGAAACCUAUGUUUGUGGCGAAUUCUGCUCAAAGUCAAUCGCGCAAGGAUACAUCUGGAGGAUUUAAACGGUUAUUGAAAUUUGGGAAGAAAAAUCGUGGCACAGAUAACUUAGUUGACCUGAUUUCUGCAACUACCUCUGAAGGAGAUGAUGACACAGAAGAUGGACGUGAUCCUUAUAAUCGAUCUUCAGAAUAUCUUAGAAAGUCAAGAAUGGGCCUCUCACAAGGGCAUCCACUCGAUGAUAGCUUGUGUGGGGAUGAGGUUUUCAGUGAACAAGUUCAAUCCUUGCACACUUCUAUUCUGGCACUUCCAGAUAAUUUCAAAUCGAAGGAGGAUUAUUUAUCAGGGAGCUCAAUUAAAGCUCCAAAAUCAUUUUUUUCCUUAUCGACAUUCAGAAGCAAAGGAAGUGAUUCAAAACCAAGAUAGGUCUUUUCAAAGUAUUAAAAGUUCCCACUGGUUAAGCAAUUGAAAGUUACUUCACGAUAUUCAAACAAUAAUUUACAUAGAGACUGAGGUAGGCUAUUCUACAAUCAUCUAUGUAUGGUGUAUAGUUAGUGUAUCAUGUAGCUUGAGAGGGCCUUGCUUCCAGUUUAGCUAUCUCUAGCAAUUUUCUCGGAAUAUAGUUUUGUAUAUUAUCUUAAGAUGACGGUCCCUGAAUAGGAUGUUUAUGUGAUUUUGUAAGUUAGAGCCAUUCUUUUCUUACAUUGCCAUAUACAUUGAUUUUGGGUAAAUAUCAGAAGAUGGAAUUGUGUUCAAAAAUCAAAUGUUGCGCGAGUAGAAGGUAGCUAUUUGAUCUGCUGUAUUAUAGCUUGUAAUAUAAGGCAUAUCGCGAUGUAUAACCUUGUU
This is a messenger RNA of Solanum verrucosum, 4908 nucleotides long. RefSeq lists its product as uncharacterized. Lineage: Eukaryota; Viridiplantae; Streptophyta; Magnoliopsida; Solanales; Solanaceae. The transcript has 11 exons. The record is from RefSeq and is a predicted model, not a curated record. Bases 154 to 4488 code for a protein of 1444 amino acids.